AACUUCCAUCAGGGAAAACGAGUUCCUGGUAAUAUAUUUUGCACUACUACAUAGAACACUCUGCAUUAUUCUUUCAGUUAUCAACCCGUACCAAACGAAAGCGAAAUUCGAGAAAAUGGAGCUGGACCCUCUCCUGGAACACCAAAACCGGCCGGAAGUGCCGAUUGACCAAGUGUGGGGCUCGUCAACCACCGAAGUCUAUCUGAACCAGCUGAGGGAAAAGUCCUGCGCUUACAACGACAAACAGGACACGGAAAGCCGAAGGACGUGUGAAAACUUUGUCGAGUGCCAAAAGCGCUUCAGUGAGCUGUACUUCCAGUGCGUAGAGGCCCACAAGGAUAAGGCGGGAACCGAGUCGAACCGCACAUCGGCCAUGAAUAUGGCGGUCAUUACCAUGCUGGUGGGCAUAUUCAUCGGGACCUUGUUUGGCUCUUUCUUGACCUAUACUGUAGUGUGGGCAGUGCAGACAUGUCGCAAGGGACUAGGGAAAUCCAACGAGGAAAGCGGACACGCUUCGACUCGGGAAAUGCGAAGAGAAUUUCGUGAACAGAAUCGAUUGAGACACACACGCCUCAAUGAAUCACCCACACUUCGGCGUGCCAAUCGACAAACCAUCGGCUGCCUACCGUCUCAAGAUCAAUCCGAAAUCUACGGCAACCAUGAAAACACACGACAAUUUUUGGUGAACCUAUUUUCCAAACGCCAGCCGCUGUACCUUAGGAACAACUCCCAGAUUGGCAAUCUGCACAAUCGCCACAUACCACCGACUCCCAUCCGCGAUCGAGUCAAUCUUCCCGUUCCGACGAGUCCGGCCGCGUUGUCUACCAACAGUUUUACCUGGCAAGCAUCUACGCCGGUUCCCCAACCGCGGCGUAUGAAUCAAGAAGAAGAACCCAUGCUGAAUGGAGGUCAUGACAAUGGUAGCCGACAGUCUUCCACACAGUCAGUGUGGAACAGCGGCUACGAGGUACAUGAUCCAAUCGGAAGAUUGUACAUGCCACCAAUAGUCUUGGAUGCAAGUACGGGUGCACGAGAGACUCCACCUCCGCCAUAUCUGGACUGUACCUCGCAACCCAACGACGAGGAAGGACGGAAGUGAUAUUCAUAAAAAAGAUCGUCUACAAAUAAACUCUUCAAGCAUCAUUCAAGUAAUAUUUAUUCAAAUAAUUUUCAUGCAAUAUAAAAGCUACAAAUUA
Messenger RNA from Aedes albopictus (Asian tiger mosquito), 1196 nucleotides. RefSeq lists its product as uncharacterized. The record is from RefSeq and is a predicted model, not a curated record. The transcript has 2 exons. Bases 116 to 1099 code for a protein of 327 amino acids. Lineage: Eukaryota; Metazoa; Arthropoda; Insecta; Diptera; Culicidae.